CAAGAUGGCGGCGCCCAGGGGGCGUUGAGGCGUGGGGCUGAGGAUGGCGCUGGCGGCGCUGGCCGCCGGGGCUCGGCUGGGGCGGCGGCUGAGCGGAUCGGGACCGGAGCUGAGGCCGGGCCGAAGGCACUGGACGGCUGCCGGGCGCUCGCGAAGCCGGCGCGAGGCAGACACGCCCGUGUUCCAAUAUGUGGGCGAGCGCGCGGCCCGUGCGGACCGCAUCUUCGUGUGGGGCUUCAGUUUCUCCGGGGCGCUGGGCGUGCCCACUUUCGUGCUGCCCGGCGCCGGGCCCGAGCCUCGCUCAGGUUCGCGGCCGCGACGGAGGAUCCAACCUGUGCCCUACCGCCUGGAGCUGGACCAGAAGAUUUCAUCUGCUGCCUGUGGCUACGGAUUCACAUUGCUGUCCUCUAAAACCAAGGACGUUACGAAAGUCUGGGGCAUGGGGCUCAACAAAGACUCCCAGCUUGGAUUUCACAGGAGCCGCAAAGAUACCACCAGGGGCUACGAGUACGUGCUGGAGCCCUCGCCGGUGCCGCUGCCCCUGGACAGACCCCAGGAGACGCGGGUGCUGCAGGUGUCCUGCGGCCGUGCCCACUCUCUUAUCCUGACAGACCGUGAAGGAGUCUUCAGCAUGGGAAACAAUUCGUACGGGCAAUGUGGAAGACACGUGGUUGAAAAUGAAAUUUACAGCGAAAGUCACAAAGUCACUAGACUGCAGGACUUCGAGGGACAGGUGGUCCAGGUUGUCUGUGGCCAGGACCAUAGCCUGUUCCUAACGGAUAAAGGAGAGGUGUACUCUUGCGGCUGGGGUGCCGACGGGCAAACAGGUCUGGGUCACUACAAUAUCACCAGCGUGCCCACCAAGCUGGGCGGAGACCUGGCUGGGGCGCACAUCGUCCAGGUCGCCACGUAUGGCGACUGCUGCCUGGCCGUGUCUGCUGAGGGCGGCCUCUUCGGUUGGGGGAACUCCGAGUACCUGCAGCUGGCCUCUGUCACCGACUCCACACAGGUGAAUGUGCCCCGGUGUUUGCCGUUCUCCGGAGUGGGGAGGGUGAAGCAGGCUGCAUGCGGUGGUACGGGCUGCGCUGUGUUAAAUGGAGAAGGACAUGUUUUUGUCUGGGGCUACGGAAUUCUUGGGAAAGGACCAAACCUUGUGGAAACCGCACUUCCAGAAAUGAUUCCACCCACCCUCUUUGGCCUGACGGAGUUCAACCCAGAAGUCCAAGUCUCCCUCAUUCGAUGUGGCCUCAGCCACUUUGCCGCCCUGACCAACAGAGGGGAGCUGUUCGUGUGGGGCAAGAACAUCCGAGGCUGCCUGGGCAUCGGUCGCCUGGAAGACCAGUAUUUCCCCUGGAGGGUGACGCUGCCCGGGGAGCCCGUGGACAUGGCGUGUGGUGUGGACCACAUGGUGACUCUGGCCAAGUCGUUCAUCUGAUGCAACUUCCAGACCUGUGCGAGCCCAGGCCUGGCCUCAGAACCACCUGGACUGCUCAGCAGGGGGUCGGAGGGGACUGGAGCCCUUUGCGAAGUGUGACGCGCUCUCCUGGUGCCCUCAGCAGGAACGUCCUGGAAGAAGGCCUGUGACUCUGUCUCCUCUCCAGCUGGCGGGGGACCUGCUGUGUUCAGGCCAGGCACCAGUGACACGAGUCCCAGGCCGCGUGGCGCUGGCAGGGCGAGGGUCACCCACACAUGACAGCCCCGGGGUCGCCUCUGGCCGGAGAAGCCGGUCUGGGGAACGCCUAGCUCUGUGGUGUGCCAUUUUGUUUGAUCGUAAACAGGGCCUGACGGCGUGGUCCCAGGGGGCCUUCUGGACCCUCCGACCACAGCCGGGCCCACGGCUGGCAUGUGGGCAUCAGGGCGAGCCCGGCCUGGCUGCUGCCCGGGGUGUCCACUCAAUCAUCUGGGCCCCACCGCCCCCCGCCCGGCUGGGGCGAGCAGUGAGCCCAUCCCGCCGCAGCCUGGCCACAGGGCUGCCCAGGGAGGAGACCAGAAGCCCUGGAGAAUGUCCGAGCUGGUGACAUAACUUGUCCUUCUGUUUAAAAACCUCUUUUAGAACUCUCUUUUGGAAUAAAGCCUAUUUUCUGCCUUAUUUUUGAGCACUGAA
Messenger RNA from Hyaena hyaena (striped hyena), 2104 nucleotides. RefSeq names its product RCC1 like (gene RCC1L). NCBI's taxonomy places the organism in Eukaryota, Metazoa, Chordata, Mammalia, Carnivora, Hyaenidae. The transcript is spliced from 11 exons. The record is from RefSeq and is a predicted model, not a curated record. The coding region runs from base 44 to 1435 and encodes 463 amino acids.